Molecule: messenger RNA, 624 nt
Organism: Cannabis sativa
Lineage: Eukaryota; Viridiplantae; Streptophyta; Magnoliopsida; Rosales; Cannabaceae
Exons: 2
Coding region: 1-624 (207 amino acids)
Biological process (GO): DNA integration
Molecular function (GO): nucleic acid binding
Source: RefSeq, a predicted model, not a curated record
AUGCAAAGUUCGUGGCCUUUUGCCAUUUGGGGAAUCGACCUGAUCAGACAGUUGCCCAAAGACAAAGGCGGAGUGCAGUACACAGUGGUUGCAGUUGAUUACUUUACCAAGUGGACGGAGGCCGAGCCAUUGUCAACCAUCACGUCCAAAAAAGUGCAGGACUUCAUUGUGAAAAACAUAAUUUGUCGGUUCAGAUUACCAUACAAGAUAGUAUUGGACAAUGGCAAACAAUUUGACAGUCAAUCCUUCACUGAUUUCUGUGCGAACCAUGGAUUCAUAAAAAAUUUCUCCGCGGUGGCGCAUCCCCAAGCGAAUGGUCAAGUUGAAGCAGUCAACAAGACAUUGAAGGACACCCUAAAGAAGAAACUUGAAGAUACUAAAGGAAAUUGGUCGGAGGAACUUCCUAAAUUUCUAUGGUCAUAUCGCACAACUGAGAAAACAGCAACUGGACAGACUCCAUUUGCCAUGACAUAUGGAUAUGAAGCUAUGCUGCCCGUAGAACUCGAACCACCGUUCCACAGAAGAUUAACAUAUAGCCAAGAGGCCAAUCAUAAGCAACGUGUGCCUCAGGAUUACUCGUCCUAUUACCAUAACGAGUAUGAGGUUUAUUCCCUCUUUUCUUAG